AUGGACAAUAAUAAUUUAUCAAAAAUUUUAAAUCAUGAUAUAAUAAAAACACCAACAACAAACUUUAUAACAUUGGAUCCACCAUUAAAUUAUCAAAGAAGAUAUCUCAAAGUAAAAGUAUGUUCAUUCCCAGAUGUUUCACCAAAAUUUACAGCUGAUAACCUAUCGCCCCUAUCAUCCCCUUCAGAACCUCCACUUUUUGCUCUCUCUGAUAAAAUUAAUAUUUUCCAAAUUUUAAAUUCAAACAAUUUAAAUAAUAGUAUUAAUAUUAACAAUAAUAAUAAUAUUAUUAAUAGUGGUAUUAAUAACAAUAGUACCUUAACUUAUAAUAAUAAUAGACAAUAUAACAACUUUUAUAAUAACUCUUCUACAAAUACCUCUGCUAGUAGUUCUGCAAAUAACUCUACAAAUAAUUCUCCAAAAAACCCUCCUUUAAAUAUUUUCAAUCAAAACAAUGAAAUUAUAAAUAAAAACAAUAAACAUAAUUGUGAUGUUUCUUCCUCCAACGAGCCAGUAAAAAAGAAACUAAAACCUGACUACAAACCUUCAGCUGGCUUUUCAGUAAAAUCGUUCGAGUUUGACCAAAUUCCAUUAUUUAUUGCUUGUUUUCAUAACAAUACCCAAAGCCUAAAGCAUAUGAUUAAUACUGGAACCGAUAUUAACCAUCAAUGUAGAAAAAAUGGAUGGUCCCCAUUAAUGUAUGCAGCACAAGAAAAUAAUAUCGAAAUCAUUUCUCAAAUUAUCGCUUAUGACUGUUCUAAAAUAAAUGCUACCAAUGCAGAAGGAAACACAGCUCUAUUUAUUGCAUGUUUAAAUUCAAAUAUCGAAAUUGUAAAACUCCUGUUAUCUAAAAAUGCCAAUCCUAAUAUUCAAAAUAGAAUGGGUAAAACUCCACUAAUGAUUUCAUCAGCUAUUGGAAAUAAAGAAAUUGUUUUAUUAUUGCUUAAACACAACUCGAAUAUUAACACUAUAGAUAAUGAGGGAAACAACUCAUUAAUGUAUUGCUUACUUUAUGGUUGUAAUAUCCAAUUAUUAAUGAAUAACAAUUUUAAAGAAAAGGACGAUCAAUAUGAAAAUAAUAAAAAAAAUAUUAUAAAAAUACUUUUGGAAUAUGGAUCAAACAUUGAACAAAUCUCAAAAGACGAGUGGACCCCAUUAAAAUUAGCAAUAAAGCACUGUUCAUUAGAAAUUGUUCAAAUGUUUAUAAAUGGUCAAGAUAGCCCAAAAAAAGCAUCUUUAUUCGAAUCUAUUGACUCCCAAGGUUGGUCCCCAUUGAAAAUUGCUAUUAGAUAUGCUCCAAAAGAUAUCAUUGAGUUUCUAUUUUCAUACUCUAAUCCCUAUAUAGUCAUAGAUUCAAAUUUAAAGAACAAUUUAAAUGAUUAUUUUAAACUAUCAAUAUCUUUUAGAUCAUUUGAAAUUUUCGAAUAUAUAUUUAAUUUAUUUAAUAAUUAUAACUAUAAUAACAAUAAUAACAAUAAUAAUAGUACAUAUAUUUCAAAUAUUUUAUCAAAAACCGAUAUAGAACAACUUAUAGAUAUUGCUGAUGAUAAUCAAACAAAAGAUCUUUUGAAAAAUCUUUUAUAA
Molecule: messenger RNA, 1584 nt
Organism: Dictyostelium purpureum
Lineage: Eukaryota; Evosea; Eumycetozoa; Dictyosteliales; Dictyosteliaceae
Exons: 3
Coding region: 1-1584 (527 amino acids)
Molecular function (GO): protein binding
Source: RefSeq, a predicted model, not a curated record